Priceomyces carsonii is the source of this 1974-nucleotide messenger RNA. RefSeq lists its product as uncharacterized. The record is from RefSeq and is a predicted model, not a curated record. Bases 1 to 1974 code for a protein of 657 amino acids. NCBI's taxonomy places the organism in Eukaryota, Fungi, Ascomycota, Pichiomycetes, Serinales, Debaryomycetaceae. Gene Ontology annotation, molecular function: lyase activity. The transcript has 2 exons.
AUGAAAUUCAUCAAAUUAGCUCUGAGUUUAUUCUUUUUAGAAUUGUCAUACCUUAGUUCGGCCUAUGACUUUUCUGAACUUAGCAACAUCAAAAGUCAUCCUAGAUUUAUUCUUACAAAAGAAAGGGUCGCAGAAAUCAAGUCUUAUAAUGAAACCGAUUCUUUUUUUCAACUGUAUUUGAACAAUCUCAUCCUAGAUGCAGAUACUGGAACUAAUACCAAUAUUUACAAUGGCACAUCAGUGGUUUAUGCUAAUGUUUUAAGGAUUGCCACUGCAUAUCGUCUCACAAAUGACUCAAAGUACUCGGAUUGGGUCGAGCAACAGCUACUUUCCUUAGCUCGGCUUGAUACCUGGUACACAACCCAAUUCCUAGACACCGCAAUUUUGGGUCAGACUAUUUGCUUAGCUUAUGAUUCAUUUAGAGUGAUUUCUUAUGAAUACUUGACUAGUCAGACUAUUUGCUUAGCUUAUGAUUGGAUUUAUGAUGCCUUGAACGACACUGUAAGAGAAGAAAUAGAAACUGCUAUCACCCAUAACUUCGUUGAUGCCGGGCUAGGGGUGACUAUUGCAGACAAUUGGUCAUACCACACAAACAAUUGGGCAUUAAUUUGCGACGGCAGUCUUUUAUUGGGAGCUUUAACUGUUAUAGACUCCAAUAGACUGAAAGCAGAAGACCUUUUAGAUUUCGUUCUUCCAAAGUUAGAGCUAUCUCUUCAGGCAUUGGCUCCUGAUGGUGGCUGGUAUGAGGGCUAUAGUUAUGCGUUAUAUGGUUUUUCAUACUUGGGCUUGGUAUUAUCCGGCAUAGAUACUGCAAUUGGAUAUGAUUGGGGCUUAGGACUAACCAGUGGAUUAGAUGAAAUUAAUGCCUGGAUGGCCAUGUUGUUGGGAUAUAAUUUUAAUAUCUUUGGAUGGGGAGAUGGAACAUCCCAAUUCACAGCUACUGGUGAAUUAUGGACCAUUGCUUACUUAGAUCAAAAGUCUGGAGAGUCUGGAAAAAAGAGGUAUCUUAAAACUUUGCUAGAGAGAUACUCAUUAGCGAGGUUGUCUUCGGACUACAGAGGUGCUCUAUGGUAUUACCCUCCCACGGAGACACUUCAAGACUACUCUAGGUUAUUUGUAGGAAACAACACGCAAACCGUGACAUAUAGAACCUCUUGGUCAGAUAGUGAUAACCCUUGGUUUCUUGCCCUUAGAGCAGGUAAUAAUGGAUUAUCACAUGGCCAUCUCGAUAGCGGUAGCUUUAUGUUGGAGACGGACGGCUAUAAUUGGACUGAGACUUUAGGCUCUGAGACCUACAGUGUUGCAGGAUACUGGGAUGAUAUGCAAAGAUGGAAUUAUUACAGAACCCAAACGCAAGGAGCAAACACAUUAGCAAUUUCCGAUAAACGCCAAAAUAAUCUUGAAUUUGAGAACCAGGUUAUCAAUGCAAACAAUAGCCUUGUUUCUUCCGGUAUCACUACUGAUGGGUUUUAUGCAGUUGUUAACCUUAGCGAAUCAUAUUCUCAUGCUGACUCAGUAUUACGCGGAAUCAAGUUAAAUGGCAAGAAUCAAAUGAUUUUGAGAGACGAAAUUAAAGCUGCACGCCCUCUUGACUCGUUAACAUCAUGGCACACCAGGGCAAAAAUUACUUUAUUAUCAACUAGGCUAGCGAGAUUGGAAUUCAAUGGUACAUAUCUUUAUGUGAACAUUGAUUUACCUGAAAGUGCCGAAUUUGAAGUCGUUACUGCUAAUCCUUGUACUGGAAUUAGUAGCUGUGUCCAAACCCCAAAUACAGGGAUCUCGAAUCUCGUCGUUAGAAAUCCUAAUUUGAUGAACUCUUCUACUAUUCAGGUGUCUGCAUAUAAAGACAACGCUAGCUACUUCUUUGAAGAGGCUGCUUUGGAAGACUGGAAGCUUCUUUGUACAAAGGAAUGUAAGACUUACAAGCAGGACAUAGAUUUUUAUUGGCUUAAAAAUAUUGAAACUUAUUAUUGA